This is a messenger RNA of Malurus melanocephalus (red-backed fairy wren), 426 nucleotides long. RefSeq names its product structural maintenance of chromosomes protein 1A-like. Gene Ontology annotation, cellular component: cohesin complex; nucleus; chromosome. The coding region runs from base 64 to 426 and encodes 120 amino acids. The record is from RefSeq and is a predicted model, not a curated record. Gene Ontology annotation, molecular function: ATP binding; protein binding; DNA binding. NCBI's taxonomy places the organism in Eukaryota, Metazoa, Chordata, Aves, Passeriformes, Maluridae. The transcript is spliced from 3 exons. Gene Ontology annotation, biological process: sister chromatid cohesion.
ACCGAGGAGGUGGAGCUGGCCAAGCGCCGCAUCGACGAGAUCAACAAGGAGCUGAACCAGGUGAUGGAGCAGCUCGGGGACGCGCGCAUCGACCGCCAGGAGAGCAGCCGGCAGCAGCGCAAGGCCGAGAUCAUGGACAGCAUCAAACGCCUCUACCCCGGCUCCGUGUACGGCCGCCUGAUCGACCUGUGCCAGCCCACGCAGAAGAAGUACCAGAUCGCGGUGACGAAGGUUCUGGGGAAGAACAUGGACGCCAUCAUCGUGGACUCGGAGAAGACGGGCCGGGACUGCAUCCAGUACAUCAAAGAGCAGCGGGGCGAGCCCGAGACCUUCCUGCCGCUGGAUUAUCUGGAGACCCCCGAAUUUUUGGGAUUUGAGGUCAAACCGACGGACGAGAAGCUGCAGGAGCUGCAUGGGUUGUUCUGA